Messenger RNA from Colletotrichum gloeosporioides, 1116 nucleotides. Its product is annotated as Dehydrogenase azaJ. NCBI's taxonomy places the organism in Eukaryota, Fungi, Ascomycota, Sordariomycetes, Glomerellales, Glomerellaceae. The transcript has a single exon. Gene Ontology annotation, molecular function: oxidoreductase activity, acting on NAD(P)H. The record is from RefSeq and is a predicted model, not a curated record. Bases 1 to 1116 code for a protein of 371 amino acids.
AUGCCCGAGAACAGAGCAACAUUCCUCACGGCUAAGAAGGCCAAGCCUCUCUCAGUCGCUCCAGCCCCUUACACGCCCCCAGGCCAAGAUGAAAUCGUCAUCCGCAACCGGGCCGUGGCCAUCAACCCGGUCGACUGCUUCAAACAAGAAGCUGGAGACAUCUUAUAUGGCUGGGUCAAAUACCCGUGCAUUUUGGGCAAUGAUGUCGCUGGUGAAGUUGUCGAAAUCGGCCCCGGCGCCGGUGCCAAGCGCUUCAAGAUCGGCGACCGCGUUCUCGGACAUGCCGUCGGCUUGGACAAGCGCAGCAACAAGGCUUGUGAGGGUGGUUUCCAGGAGUACGUUGUCUUGAGAACCAAGCUCACGACCCCGAUCCCGGAUUCCAUGGCCUUUGAAGAGGCGUGUGUCAUACCUCUCGGGGCAUCGACAGCUGCCUGCGGACUCUUUAUGAAAGAUUUCUUGAGUCUGCAGUACCCUAACGUCAACUCAAAACCCAACGGAGAAACUCUGCUGGUCUGGGGUGGAUCUACCAGCGUCGGUUGCAACGCCAUACAGCUCGCCGUUGGAGCAGGUUACGAAGUCAUUGCAACGGCAUCGCCCAAGAACUUCGAAUACCUGAAGAGCCUAGGGGCCAAGGAGGUCUUUGACUACCGAAACCCGACUGUUGUGCAAGACAUCAUCAGCACAUACAAGAACCGCAAAUGUGCUGGCGCACUGGCUAUCGGUGCCGGCUCCAUGGUUCCUUGUGUAGACGUUGUGUCGGCUGUCAAAGGGAGAAAGUUCGUUGCUCAGGCCAGCGUUGCGGGGCCAGGAAAACCUCCAUCUGCCGCCAAGGACUUGUUUUCGACUAUUUUGGCGGUCACCUGUGAGUCUGUGAUCGUAUUUGUCAAGAGCAAGCUGAACGGGGUUGGGACCAAGUUCAUCUGGGGGAGCGACGUGAUAGAAAGCGAGGUCGGCGAGGCUGUCUAUCGUGACUUUCUACCCGAGGCUUUGGAGCAAGGCAGAUAUGUCCCUGCUCCCAAGCCUAGAAUUAUUGGACAUGGUUUGGAGCUUGUACAAGAUGGGUUUGAUGUUGUCAUGAACGGCGUCUCUGCAACAAAGAUUGUCGUUUCCAUCUAA